AUGUUUGGCCCAUUGAGUAUUUCAGUAACUGCUUCUUCUAAGAAGUCCGGCAGUAAUACUGCUGCUUCUACUCCUGAACAAGGUCCAACCUCAACUAACCGUGUACCUAUUUCGCCCUCUGAUUAUCUUCCCGAGGCAUACAUAACAGGAGUAAAGAUACUCGGUCCGGAUGCUAACGAUGACACUGAGAUCGCCUCUCACUUUUCUUCGAUGCUCCGGAGCAGUUCGAGUCCACAGCUCUCCCCGAGGAUCUCUGCAGGUGACAUCAGCGCUGGUCGCGGCCGACAGCUGCUCUUCUUCAUUGACUGGGAUGAUACUAUCCUCCCUACGACUUGGCUUCGUGGAUGUAAGUACUUGACCAACUCUAUCGCUCAAAUGGAGCAAAUUGUCGCUAGACAAGGGGGAAGUGUUAAGUUGCCAAGUUCGGUCCGCAGAGAUCUAUCUGUCAUCGAAGAUUACGCUCUUGAUCUGCUCCAGAAAUGCUGUGACUUGGGUUCUACAGCCAUUGUUACCAAUUCAUCAGCAAAUUGGAUACCAUUUACGGCCAAGCACUACCUGCCACGUCUCAUACCUGUUCUAGAAGCGAUUCCAUGUGUAUCUGCAAGGCCACAGCUGCCUGAUAACCUAUCAGCCCAGAAAGCUACUUGUAUGGCCAGCUCGUGGAAGACUAUCAAAUUCCAAGAGAUGGCGUGUGCUUAUAAUACGGACUUUGACUGUAUUGUAUCUAUAGGGGAUGGAUUCGCUGAGCGAACUGCCGUCAUGGAACUCCGCGACAUCUUCCCAAAGUGUACAUGUAAAGCAGUACGUUUCAUGACUCAGCCGAACAUUUAUAUGUUGAGGGAUGAGAUUCGUCAAACCCUUGCCAACUUGGAUGAGAUAGCUGAUGUGGAAUCACCUGAUUCUGACCUAGCCAGUAUAAGUAAGACUCCUCGAGGGUUUGACGUCCAUUUACUACAUGAUGGUAGGACUAGACAUCAGAGGGUACCAUGGCACCAGGCUGUGGAGUACACCGGUGGUCCUGUCUACCCCUUCCAGAGUGCCUAA
Molecule: messenger RNA, 1044 nt
Organism: Perkinsus marinus ATCC 50983
Lineage: Eukaryota; Perkinsozoa; Perkinsida; Perkinsidae
Exons: 12
Coding region: 1-1044 (347 amino acids)
Source: RefSeq, a predicted model, not a curated record